This is a messenger RNA of Ramularia collo-cygni, 5235 nucleotides long. RefSeq lists its product as uncharacterized. The record is from RefSeq and is a predicted model, not a curated record. NCBI's taxonomy places the organism in Eukaryota, Fungi, Ascomycota, Dothideomycetes, Mycosphaerellales, Mycosphaerellaceae. Gene Ontology annotation, biological process: telomere maintenance. The transcript has a single exon. Gene Ontology annotation, cellular component: nucleus. Bases 1 to 5235 code for a protein of 1744 amino acids.
AUGGCUACUCCUGGUUCGUCGUCGUCUGUCUUUUCAUCGUUGCCAGCCAGACCGCCGACGCCGCCGCGUGACAUUUCGAACGAGGCCGACGAUGCACUGCGUUUCUUGCAGGAAGGGCAUCAGAAGAGCGACGCACCCACGCAGGGAACCUCGACGGCCCGGCCACUGCCAUCUACAGACACUCCACCGCAACGCUCACCUACAUCCUCGCAAUCACGAGGAUCAAAUAACGCGAAGAAAGUCGACUUUUCGCCUUGGCCGACAUACCACAAGAUACCUCAUCUUGGACAGUCCAGCUCGCCUCAGACUCGGGCUCUGAGGCAGACACCGCUGUCUCGAGCAGCAAAGCCGCUGAAGUCAAUCCUCAAACCCGCCGCCGAUCGACUCCCCCCAACUCCCGACGAGCUCAGCGACAGCAAGCUCAGUUACUUCUCACCCCAAGAACCGGGCAGCUUUCGCAAGAUGCUCCAAUCGGUCCUGCAUCAGUUGGAAAGCACAUCGCGCGAUGCACGCCGUGACGCAUAUCUUGCCCUCAAUGGGGCUCUCAAGGCGUAUGAGGGUGUGCCUGAGCCUCAGGCCAUCGUGGAGAAGAUCAAGCCCUUGAUGCAGUUCAUAACGCGAGACAUGGCGUGGAAAGACGAAACGGGUCGCCUCGAAACCAAUGUGGUCACUCAGGCGCUGACACUCACAUGUKCAAUCAUGUACAACCCCCACACAGCCCACGCCUUGGACGAUGACUUCCGCUCUUUCCUCGUCGAUCGCUCGAUCUUUGUUAUGGAGCAGGCGGACAUGCCCAAAGCUAUAAUCAAGAGCCACAUGUUUCUCCUGUGUCAGCAGCGGUUCUCCACCAGCGUUUUGACAGUUGCACGAGCGGAGAAGCUGAUCACGACGUUGCAGACAGUGGAGAGCAGAUGCAGUGGAAAUAGCGUGUACUCAGCCCGCAUGGUGAUAUACAGUCGACUAAUAGAGCAGGCGGCCGGUACAAUGCUCAGCAGGAUGCGGGACUGGAUCGAACACGUAUUCCACGGUGUGCUCAGUACAUCAAAAGACCUGCGCACUCGAGCGAUUGAAGCCUGCACAGCGGCUGCACUAAUUCUCGGACAUCACCAGCAAGCGAGCAAGGUUCUAUACGAAGUGUGCGAGAAGGAGGCAGAGGAUGGAGCAAGCUAUGGCGAUUACCUCAACCUGCGACUGAUGAAGAUGACGGGGGAUAAGGAGGUGGCAGAGUUUGUUCCUCAAAUAUGGUCUGCAAUCAUCAUGUUCUUCCGUUGCAAGCGAAAACCGGUGGAGAAGUGGCCAAAGUUCAGGACCUGGCUCUUCACGAUCCAGAAAAGCCUUAACUCGGGCGAUCUGAAUGUCAAACGCCAGGCCAAUAUCGCAUGGAACCGAUUGGUGUUCUCCGUGAUGCCCGACUCGACCACCACGGAGACGAUGCGGUCGAUGCUGAGAGUUCCCAUUGAGAAAGCCUUGGAAAAGAAGGGCAACGAUAAGCACUCCCAACAGCUUCGUCAAUUUGCGCUGGACAGCUAUUGCAWUCUCCUACACUACGCCUUACGGCCGGAACUUUCCCAUGAGGAACUUGACUUGGCUUGGGACAUGUACGUUGCUCCCCUCUUGGCUCUCAUGGCGAAAUCGAGCAGCCGGGGCCAGUUGAAUGCUUGUCGCAUUCUUCACGGCUUGUUCAAGAGGGGUGGCGGUCAGUGGAAUGUCAACGCGGUGAAUGAAUCGGAAGCCAUCAAACCAGAAGAGCUUCCGGGGCUGGAUCCGCGGUGGCUACGCUCACGGCUUGGCAAGGUCAUCAAUGUGUUGGAGCCCAUCAUUGUCGCCGGUAUGCAAAAGUCGCCUAAAUACAUUGAACAGAUCGAUUGCAGCUGGAAAUUCUUACUGCAAGCCGUGGCCGAAGCUGGCAGCCAGGAGGUCAAAAUGUCGAACGAAUUGAAGGAGGCUAUUGCUCAGCUGACCAACCUCUUCCGUCGGACCUGGACCUCCUCAAACCAGCUAUCGGCAGAAAGGGACAGCUCUUUCUGGUUUUCCCGAUAUCAGACGUUGCUGCAAAUCGCAGUUGACGCGAUUGGAGCUGGACACUUUGUCGAAGACGUGCUGCACAAAACAACUACAGACGACGUCGAGGCCGCGCCUACACCAUUGCACAGGCCUUCAAAACAUCAUGCGCCCACGCAUUCUUCUUUCGUCUUCUUGUUUGCACUCUACUGCCAGCCGCCGUCAUCAUUGCUCAUUGACAACAACUAUCAGGAGCCUAUUACUUGGUUCCUUCGUCUUCUGUCAGGUGCAAAAGGUUCGUCCAGCGGAGUCCUCGCACUGCUGCAUCGUGCAAAUCACUUCGCCUCGCAGCCUCAUGCCGAUAAAGACACCUGUGAAGCCGCAGGAUUGGUCUGGAUUGCUGUUGCGGAUCUCGCUUUGGAGUUGGUGCAGAAGUCCUUGUCGAAAACUCUUCAACAUGACACCAUCGUCGUGGGAGUCAUUCUACGCUCUGCACUGAACAUUCUUGUUGACGGGCUUGCAACCGUCAGUGACUCUCUUGCUUGCAUAGAAAAGGCACUCGAGCUCUAUUCAGCAUACUGCAAGUGUGCCAAAUACCACGCUGGUGACGGCGGUGUGGUGCUAGGUGUCAUGGAGCCAUUAUCCGUCUCCUUGCUGGAAAAGGCGGAGAAUAUUCCGUUCAGCUCUUUGAUGAGAAUCACCGUUGAAAUGCUGAAACGUGGAGUUUGGCCCAAGAAUCGACAAGAACUUGACCACAGCCGGAAAAAAUUAUGGGCGGUUAGUCUCGAAUUGUCCAAGGGCUCGACGUUUGACCCCUUUGAUGGUGUGUAUAAGCUGUUGGACCAUGUCUUUGAAGAUGCCUACAGAGAGCUUGCGAAUCCACGCGAAGGCGGUAGCCAGCUCUACCACGACUGCUUCACAUUGCUUACAGAAUUUCUACGACGCUGUCCCUUACCGAUACUCCCUACUGUUCUGCGCAAAAUCCAGCGCAGCCUCUCGACCUGGAUCUUGGACACGGAUCGUUUCGUUUUCCUCCUUGUUCAACCUACCACAGACAAAUUAUCGCCACAUGCGAUCGAUUCAAGCGUGAUUGUUGAGUUCUGGUCAAGCAUACUGCAGCUUAUUGGAAAAAUUCCUCGUAAAGACACUCCACUACUGCAAUCACUGGAAAAACUCCUGGUCGCUGGAUUUUCUAGCCCUAGCAAGACAGUUGUAAACAGCACCAUCUCUUUCUGGAACGAGUCGUUCGGCAACGAAACUCUUCUGAUAUAUCCCCCGACACUGCAGUCGGUCUUGCGCGCACGGCGUGCACAGACAGAAUUGUCGCUCCCUGGAUUUCCGGAGGACUUCAGUGACAUGGACAUUGCAAUUCUUCCAGCAUUCGAAGAGUCGCAAUGUCCUCCUGCGGUACCGGCAUUUGCUUUCGCCCCUGCGCCACGCACCACCAAGCAGUCGAAGCGGCUCCAGUCUGCAGAGAACACACUGAUAAAGCAACACCUWGCCGCGAACGACCUCCCAUACGAUGCAGUGGCUGUUAUGGGCAGCUCGUCCGCAAGCUCCACGCCUGCCAAAGCAAAGUCGGGUUCCAGACUUCGCCACCAAGAUUCUCAGAUAGCAUUCGCCCCCAUCGACUCAUCAUGCCCGAGCAACGCUUUCGAAGAGUCACAGCUCCUCACGGAACGCCAACGAGACGUCAAGGAACGGCAACGUGGGGACGCUCAAAUGUUUCCCGACCUCUCAUCUAGUCCAGUUCCUAAAUCGACCGCAUCGAAGAAUCGCCUGGCUAAGAAGUUGGACUUCACCUCCGAUCCCGAGCCAAGUGAGAAUGAAGAUUUGAACGUCACCCCGACAGGUCCCUCGGAUGGAAACCUCAUGAGCGAUGACCUUCCGUCUUCGCCCACUCCUCGUGCUAGCGCUGCUACGCGUGGCGCCGWCGAGGCCGAUGGCGUAGAUGAGGAUGCCUAUGAGACUGACUGCGAUCCCCCUUCGUCUCCUCCGAAGCAGGAGAAGAAUGCGAUCCAUACUCGGCUGCAGCGAGACCAGGAGAAGACCACUGAGAGUGAUAUUGAUUGCACGACUGUGGUUUCGGAGGAUGCAAACGAUGAAAUGCACGACAAUCGAUCCAACCAGGACGCUUCGCACAAGCGCUCGCUUCCGGUGGGCGCAUCAGAUCCGCCGUCCGAUACAAUGCUUCCAACUGCCCAGCUGCAACGCGAGGCCGCAGCCGCAGAGAGCGAGGCUGCUAUGGCGAAGAGUCCUGUCGUGGUGGAAGAGACUGUGAUUGAAGCGGACUUGCCAAAAGACUCGCAACGCACACCACAAACCCCUUCUAGAAUCGAGAACACGACACUAGAGGAUGGGACGACACGUACCACCAACACGAACACGCCAAGAAGCCUUCACGGAAGCAAGAAGCGUAAGCGGACCUCGGAGACGGUGUUUGCUUCCAAGAAGCGCAAGCAGUCCCCAUUCAAGACCUUCUUCUCAGGUCUUCUGGGCCGCAGCCAGGAGGCCGAUGACGAGAUUGAUGAUGAGAUUGUCGUGGCCGGCAGUCAGGGUCAUGAUGAGCCAUCGCUUUCCCCACAACAGGAUGAUGUCGCGAUCGAGGAAGACACCUCUUCGCAGAUAUAUUCCACAUCAGGCAAGACAUGGUCACCUCAAGUACUAGUUUCCCCUCCUGCCCAAGCAGCUGUGGAAGGCAUUCAUUCACAAGAGACUCGCGACAUCGCCGUCAAUGAGCCAGAAGUCACACGCAAACGGGGACGCGGUCGGCCCAAGAAGAAGUCCCAUAAUCGAGGAUCUAGCAGUGGGCCUCCUCCGGCCGUAGCAGGAAUCAAACGGUCUGCAUCUGCUCUCGAUGCUGCAAGCACAGACAGUCACCAUACCUCGAGUACAAGUCGGAUUGAAGACACUCCGGCACCACCACAAACGCGUAAGCAGCGGAGGGCGGAGAAUGCAGCUCAGGAUGCAUCUAGAAGUGCGUCUCAGAACGAGUCUCAGGCUACGAGUGGCACAUCUGCCAACAGUGAGCAAGGUGAUCAACAGCCUGCGGCAAACGCCAACCGCGGCAGGAAGAUUGCGAAGCCGACCAGCCUCAUAGGAAAAUUGAAAGGUGCGCUUGCAGAGUGCAAGAAGAUGAUCUUGGGCACAGAUGAGGAUGAAAGGGCUAUUGACGACUUGAUGUUCGAAAUUCGACGGGAGGUCUUUGAGGCGAGAAGAAGAGGGAAAGCUUAG